CUUGUUUGUUCCUCCGCUUCCGUGGCGUGGCUGAUGUUCUGGUUGUUGUCUGGUCUGGUCUGGUCUGGCUGAUACCCUCCGGCAGCCCACCGAUGAUGAAUGAAUGACAUCACAGGCCGUCGUCCAUCCUGCCGCCCACAUCGCCCGGCAGGCCGUUCAUCAUGACCACCCCGCCGCCUUUCUUGCCGUACACCGAGGGAGGCGGCAUGACCGACAGACGGACAGCCGGGCCGGGCUCGGUCUUCCGCCGGGUGUGCUUGUAGUCGUGGAAGCGCACCACGCUGUAUGUCAGCAGCAGCACUAUCGACAACCCUAUAAACACAUACAACCACACAUACAAUACAGAAGCAGCAAUGUGACGGCGACCUUACCGAUGCCCGCGAAGGCGCGCACAGUUAUGCGCUCACCCAGAAACACCUGACCACACCACAGACGAAUGAGAGGAAUGGAAUGGACCCACACACAGGCAAUAAAUAUCGGAGUGCAUCAGCACAUCAAGGUGUCGUGUCUGUGAGACAAGACAUACCUACCACUGAUAUCAGGAUGGUUGCCAUCUCCUUGCCCACACCAGCCACCGUCAUCGACAGGGAGCUCGUCAGACCUGCAUAGACAGACAGACAGACAGACACAUUCACAGACCCAUCAGUGCAUUCAAUGGACGGAUGGAUGGAUGGAUAAAUGGGUCUCGGCUUGGCUGCCUACCUACGAGUCUGAAUUCGGAGAGAUGGACGGCGAAGGCCACCAACACAGAGAGGGCCACCAAGAAGAGGGCGGACAUCAGCUUUGGCACAUCAGGCAGCGCCAAGUCAGCCUCUGCACACCAGACAGGACAGGCACGCAGGCCCGCAUCCAUCACCACAACCGCUCUGUGCUCUGUGUCUGUGUGUCCCUCCCUCCCUCCCUCUGUUUGUGUGUCUGUGUCUGUGUGUGCUUACGAACCAACAAGUCGUUGUACGUCGAUGGCUACGGCUGCCGGUGCGAGGCAGAAGGUGGCUGCCGGUUGUGUGAGGAUGAGGAGCUGCAGGGGCUGCAGGUGGCGCGUCUGCAGCAUGUGGUGGAUGAUGACCCACCGGAUGGCCGACGCCACCACCGCCCCCAGCAGAAACACGACUCCCAGACUGUUGUGCACCUCCAUGUCACGCACUGUCAGCGAUAUCGCCCCCAUUAUCAGACCAACCAACAACAAUGUCAGGCAACGGAACACCUCCAAACCUGCAUGCAGCCACACACACACACACACACAAACGUAUGCGCGCCGCAUCAGUCAUCCAUGUGUAUUUUUUUGUGCGUGUGGUUUGCCGACCGAAUGCAAGGCCUAGGAGGUACGUCACAACCACAAUGCUGCUCUUAAUGACCUGCAAACACACACACACACACACACACACAGCAACACCUGCGGUCUGCCCAUUUGCUUGCCUGGCCGCCUCACCGUCAUGACGGACACCGAGACCAUGCUGUACGACUCAUUGCUCAGCGAUAUGUCGGCCGCAGUGCACAGAGCAACUGCAAGCGACACACACGGGCAGACAGGCACACAGGCACACACAGACAGACAGCAGAUGAGUGUGAGUGAACGAUGUGCAGCUUCAAUCCAGCCGCAGGCCGCCCGCCAGCGGUGCUCACUCACUUGGCACAAUGAAUCUGAGGUACAUCGUGCCAGAGAUGGCGGGAAAGUCCGGGAACCAGGAAAGGAAGGCAAAACUCUGCCAAGACAGACGCCACCAGUGAGUGACAUUGCAUUGCAUUGCAUUGCAGGCCCCUCCCUCAUCCAUCGGUUGACAACGCGCUGUGUUCAUCACGUUAGUUACCGAUCUGAGGAGCAGGCUCAUGAAGCCAAAGUGGAUGAACGUCACCAGAAUGGGAUACUGGAAGCCAAGAGUGUCCUGUGCGUUGGACCACACACAACACACAUCUGCUGACUCAGGUAGAUGCCUUCUGACAAGUGAGUGGAGUGUGUGCCGUACCAAAAUGUACUUCAUCAGAAAGGUGAGCGACAGCGAGGCGGCGUACCACGAAAGCACCGCACAUGCCACUGCACAGAUCUGCCCGGCCACCGACUCACCCAUCAGGACACCCGCCGCUGCCACAUAUCGAUCUCAGCGCAGAAGGCAGCAAGAUCUGCCAGGGGCUCACAGACAGCACAACGUCCGGUCCUUUUCCUCUUCCUCGCCCUUGCGAGGCGAGCUCGUAACUCAGAAGAGAGAAAAA
This is a messenger RNA of Vitrella brassicaformis, 2208 nucleotides long. Lineage: Eukaryota; Vitrellaceae. The record is from the annotation of a GenBank genome assembly.